AUGAGUGUAAAUAUUUAUCCAAAUUUUAAUAUGGCGUCUGCUUUCGCUACUGCGACAAACUCUUUUGCAACUACAGCAUCAAAUUAUGCAAAUUCAGCUUCUGCAUCAACUUCAGACAACAACAAAAACCCGAAAUUUGAUGAAUAUCGCUCACGUGUAAUGCUAGGCGAAUUACCAGAUGAUUUUCUGCGCAUUCAAUUAACACGUCCUCAACUCUACUAUGAUUCACAAGCUGAUGCUUUCCCACAAGUUCAUCAAGCACAACAAUCAUUGCCAAAUCCAAAUUUUCUUGGUCAUUUAACUCUAACCGGUAAAUUAAUUAGAAAUUUUGGACCUCUUGGAUUGUUAAAAAUGGACCCUUAUGUAAGAAUACGCCUCGGGCAUAUUGCUCAUGAAACACCUCGAGCACAGUCCGGAGGAAAAAAUCCUCAAUGGAAAGUGUCUUAUCGAAUAAAUCUAUUUAAAGGAAUGGACACAAUUUAUUUAGAAGUAUUUGACGAACGUAAUUUUACAGAAGAUGAAUUUAUUGGUGAAUGUCACAUUUCUAUCCCCCAAGAAGUAUUUAACGGCGAAACAAAACAAAAUUGGUAUCCACUGACUGGAAAACAAAAUCAAAACGAAGGAGAUAUCCUCCUUAUUAUGUCAUUUGUGCCUUUUAAAGUAGGUCAACCGAAUCUCGACUAUCAAAUGCCAUUACCUGCGCCAAAUAUCAACAACAAUAUCGGCACCACAGUUACUUCGUCUGGUAACGAAAUGCCAUCAAACGCAUCGACAUCUCUUUCUCAGUCUCCUACUCGCUCAACUUCAACAAUUCCUAAACCUCAACAAAGUGAUAAUAUACAUCAGCAACAAAACCCACAAAGGCAGGAACAACAUUCUCAGAAUUAUUCACAAAAAGACGUAACGGAAGUGCAAGAGGUUUUCCCCGAAGUCGCACGUUCUGUUAUCGAAGAACUUUUUGAUAUCAAUGAAGGAAACAGAGAACUAGUUGUCGAUCAUUUGUUACAAAUUACGGCAAAAUAA
This is a messenger RNA of Didymodactylos carnosus, 1023 nucleotides long. NCBI's taxonomy places the organism in Eukaryota, Metazoa, Rotifera, Eurotatoria, Philodinida, Philodinidae. The record is from the annotation of a GenBank genome assembly.